AUGCGUGCUUUCGGACUAGUUCAAUCCCCAGGUUUCAUGGUCCGUAGCAGGCCCGGGCCGUCUGACUCCACUUCAACUUCGUUAGCGGAGGCCCCGCUCAUCUCCGAUACGAGUGUCCCGCGAAGCAAUACGAGCCCCGAAACACUCCCUUCGACGAUUUUGGAUCCUACAUCCAACAUUGUGGCUCUCAAGUUCAACGACACCGUCAAUGUGUACGGCGUCGCCGCCAAAUCAAAGGUCAUUGCGCUUGUCAGUCCUUUUGUCGAGCCCAUUACACCUGAGGCUAAGGCGGCAAAUGGCAUGAUCGCAGGGUGCACUGCGCGCAAAGCCUGGAUCGUCUUCCAGAACCAAACUUCCUCCAAGGAGAACAUUAUCUAUCUCAGCGAUGUAUCAGACCCGAGGGCCAAAAAUUCGGCCUUGGCUGCACCGGAUGUCCGGGACAAGACGGCGCUGAGCAUGUUCCACGAUACCAAGCGCUUGUGGGUUGUUUAUCAACACACCAAGGGAAAGAUUGUGGCUUACAACAACAAAGACCAAUCCGACGUGGAUGUGUCUCACGACAACAGUCUGUUCAUUAAGGGAACAGCCAUCGCCAGCGUAUUCAUCCCCGUCAGCAUGAUUGAUGCAUCCAAGAAUCCACAAUUCAAAGCAUCUACCUUGCUCGGCCGCGUCAUCAUCUACUGGGUCAGGUCAUACAACGGCACUUCCCAAUUGUAUCGCAGCCACGCAGAUGUGGACUCCAAGUCCACCGGUCUUGUGUUCUCAACUCCCAUACCAGCCACUUCUGAUGCUGUCGAAGUCCACGAAACAGCGCAGAUUGGGUUCGUCCUCGACGAGAAAGACCAACUCAAUCGUUUGUAUGUAUCGAAACUAGGAGAAGACAACAUCUCCCAGGUCUCAGACAGCUGGUUCCCCGAGGAGGAGGGCGGCAAAGACGGUAAGGAUCAGAAGUGA
Diaporthe citri is the source of this 954-nucleotide messenger RNA. RefSeq lists its product as uncharacterized. The coding region runs from base 1 to 954 and encodes 317 amino acids. The transcript has 3 exons. Lineage: Eukaryota; Fungi; Ascomycota; Sordariomycetes; Diaporthales; Diaporthaceae. The record is from RefSeq and is a predicted model, not a curated record.